UCAGAGAAGGAACUCUCUGUGAUCCACUGCUCAGCUCUGGCCUACAUGCUGCAGAUGUCAGAGGACGUUCUGGAUGAGUUGGACCUGGAGAAGUACAACACAUCAGAGGAGGGACGACGGAGACUGAUCCCAGCUGUGAGGAACUGCAGAAAGGCUCGACUUACUGUCUUUGGACUCUCAGACACUGACUGUGAAGUUGUGACCUCAGCUGUGAAGUCCAACCCUCAUCUGACAGAGCUGCACCUGAAACUUGACGAACUGUCUGAUUCAUCAGAGAAGCUUCUGUCUGCUGUACAGGAGAGUCCAAACUGUAAACUGAAGACUCUGAAACUUACUGACUUUAAACUCUCAGACACUGACUGUGAAGUUGUGACCUCAGCUGUGAAGUCCAACCCUCAUCUGACAGAGCUGCACCUGAAACUUGACGAACUGUCUGAUUCAUCAGAGAAGCUUCUGUCUGCUGUACAGGAGAGUCCAAACUGUAAACUGGCUCUGGGGUGAGU
Molecule: messenger RNA, 503 nt
Organism: Scomber japonicus (chub mackerel)
Lineage: Eukaryota; Metazoa; Chordata; Actinopteri; Scombriformes; Scombridae
Product: ribonuclease inhibitor-like
Exons: 3
Coding region: 46-501 (151 amino acids)
Source: RefSeq, a predicted model, not a curated record